UCCGCCAUCACACCACUCAUACCACUCAUGUCCUUCCAGACCACGCCCGCAAACUCGUCUCGCGUCACCAAGCCCGCCCAUCGCAGAAACACUCCGCUGCGACGCAGCACCUCGUCGCCUUUUGCUGCUAACCCCCGCACCAAGCCGGGCGCGAACGCCACCCGCACCAAGCCGACCGCCGCCGCAAACGACAGUCUCUACAAUGAACCGUUAGACGACACCGGGGUCGUGGCAACUCUGGCCACGGAUCUCGAGCUGCGCGACGUCCCGCUGUUCAUGCGCAACAUCCAGAGUAGGAUGUUCAGCGCGGUGCCGGAGCGCGCGUCUGGCAUGAACGGUCAGCGCACGGCCGAGGUGCUGAACUUUCGGAUCAGCUUGCCACCAGUCGUGUCUAUCGCACACGUCCACGCGCUCAGCAAGUCGCCGACCGUGACGGAGAGAGAGAUUGCUGAGCUGGUGAGGAAAGGGAUACUCCGCAAGGUGGUCGUCCCUGGAUACGGCGUGGGUAGCGCAGCGGUCGGGGAAGGGCUGGUGCUGGUGUCAGAGUGGGAGCGUAUGGUAAAGGCUCAUGCAGGUCUCGAUGAGGAUGUAAAGAAGAAGUACAUUUCCCUAUUGCACGCUCAACCCACUACCCCGACCGUUUCCGCCGCACAACUCACCAAGGAAGAGCUGGCGGCCCUCUGUUCCGCAGGUUUCUUGACCGGCAUCUCCCUGUUAACAGGAAACGCGGAAAUCUUCUCCCGCCCAGGUGCGGCUUCUCUAGGCUCAAUGUCCUCUGUAGCGGCUGUCGGAUCAAGAAGUGUAUCCGGCUCGCUUGACGCAGUGGGUGGCGCAGACGCCUUUACAACCAGCGGUGCCAGUGGCGGAGGGCAACUCUACAACGCAUCGCAAAAGCGGCCCUCUGGAGGCAUGUACAGCUUCGCCCUGCCCAACAUGGGGCCCUACCUGGGACUGCUGACCAGCGCGCGGACCCAUCUGCUGAGCCUGCUCAGCAAGACGUCGAGGUUCCGCGAAGCGCCCAUGGCCCUGCUCAAGGAGCGGUGGGACGGCGGGAUCGCGGGCACCGACUCGGGCACCCAGGCGCGCCGGGCGCGUGGAGACUUUGUGGGCGUGCUACCCGGCCGCACCAAGAAGUGGAAGACGUUCCACGGCGUGAGCUUCGAAUGGGUGCUGGAGGAAUGCGUGGGGAGCGGGCUGGUCGAGCUGUUUCAGACGCGGAGUGUGGGCGUGGGCGUCAGGGCGACGUGAGAGCUGAAACAGGGAUUUUAAUAUUCACCUUCGGGUUCUGCGACCAGGUGGUUAUUGAAGGUUGAGGUUGUUGGGGCGCGAGGGUAUCAAAGACCACGGGCUGGCACGUCCCGAAACGGGAGCAAGAGGUGCAAGCGGUGACAAGCUCUGGUAGCCAAAGUUAAACGGCUAUUGAUCGACGGGUAUAGGUACUUGUAUGGUGGGAAAUAACAAGGAUGUGAGCAUCGUACCGCCGAGAGCGGUAGAGCCGCAGUUUAAGGUGCACGAAAGGCCCCUGCCCUC
Molecule: messenger RNA, 1530 nt
Organism: Aplosporella prunicola CBS 121167
Lineage: Eukaryota; Fungi; Ascomycota; Dothideomycetes; Botryosphaeriales; Aplosporellaceae
Exons: 2
Coding region: 28-1248 (406 amino acids)
Biological process (GO): protein phosphorylation; positive regulation of Ras protein signal transduction
Molecular function (GO): protein serine/threonine kinase activity
Source: RefSeq, a predicted model, not a curated record